GUUUAUACUCGUGAUAAUGAUACUUUAUCGAUAACGAAUAUCUUCAUUUCUCAACGACAUCUCACUUUUAGCGGUGAGUGUUGCGAAACUGUUAUCAACUUGUGCUCUAUACUUUAAAGUUUUCAAUUUAGUGUAUAGAGUAUUAAGAAAACGAGAAAUGCACAAAAGUGAAGUGAAAAGCAAGUGAGUUAUAGUGAAAAAUGGUGAAAAGAAUUGGUAAUAAAUUUACGCUAUCCGAUUUAUGGGUAACUUCAAAUGAAAAGUUGAGCGACUUUUACUUGACGUCAUGGCAACGGGGAGAUUCAGCAGUCCCAAUGUUGCUGGUGCGGUUGUUUUUGAGCAUGGUGACUGUGGGAAUCUUAGUGUGGUCACUGAUUUCUGGAGCUAGUCCCUAUUGGUUAAUAUACCUUACAAACUGGGGCCUACUUUUAGUAACAUCAUUGACUCUUAGUAGUCUAUUGGUGUCAUGUUUUGCAGUUGGCAAUAAAUUACCUGAUGGGGGCAACUUGCCGUGGUACGUGAGCAUGUACUGGCUCCUUUACAACAUCACUGUUUCCGUAGCUAUAAUGAUAACGGCUCUCUAUUGGAUUCUACUGUUUAGUCCAGAAAUUAAAGCGGAACAAACUCCUGCUCAAUUCUGGUUGGACGUGGCGACCCACGGAUUCAAUUCUUGUGUGGCCUUUGUUGAAGUGAUUCUGUCACGUACUCCGCUCCACUUCGUGCAUAUCUACCAACCCCUUGGCAUAGGGUUGUGGUAUGCUAUGUUCUCCGCUAUUUACUAUUUAGCCGGAGGUACUGACAGCAUUGGUAACCCUUUCAUCUACGAGGUUUUGGAUUGGAGGCAAUCAGGCCGUGCUGGGGUGAUAGUCGCAAUAUCGGCGGCUAGCCUUAUUAUGCUAUACACAGCAUUAUGGGGUCUAAGUAUAUGCCGAGAUAAGUUGUCUACAUUACUCAUUCGGACUACGAGCCUGAGUCUCCCUCUGACGCCUCCCGAUAGGCACACGGCAACUGGGAUAGUAUGACAUUACGAAUGUCAUUGUUAAGAGUAGGUACUUAAAUAUUUUCAAUCAAAGAUAUUGGAAAAUACAAAUCCUGAAACAUUCCAGACGAUAUUUUGAAGUCCUAUUGAUUCUUUUCAAAAGAUCGCUAC
Messenger RNA from Vanessa tameamea, 1150 nucleotides. Its product is annotated as protein rolling stone-like. Gene Ontology annotation, cellular component: membrane. NCBI's taxonomy places the organism in Eukaryota, Metazoa, Arthropoda, Insecta, Lepidoptera, Nymphalidae. The transcript is spliced from 4 exons. The record is from RefSeq and is a predicted model, not a curated record. The coding region runs from base 201 to 1022 and encodes 273 amino acids.